Messenger RNA from Clonostachys rhizophaga, 387 nucleotides. NCBI's taxonomy places the organism in Eukaryota, Fungi, Ascomycota, Sordariomycetes, Hypocreales, Bionectriaceae. The record is from the annotation of a GenBank genome assembly.
AUGGCCGGAUUGUCAAUCUACCUUGAGUCAUUCACCUCUCAAAGGCAAGAUAUCGAUUCUUCCAGUAUCCAAGGGCCAAUCUAUGUAGAUUUGCAGUCCACGCACGAUGGUGCAGAAUUUAGUCCUGAGAAAGGACAUCUUAGGACCACAUAUGGGCGUAACUGGUUGGUUAUUCUACCUGAUAUGACUGUAUCUAUGCCACAGAUCCUACAUGCUCUGGAGGCCAUUGCGGGGAAGAACACACUAUUCCUCGCCAAGAAUGAGCUUGAUCCAAAGCUUGAAGCUAUUGCAGGCAGUUGGCCAGCCUUGUUUGAGGUAACCCUCGCACCGCGCCUGGGGUUGGUGGCGGACGGUACCCUGACGCAAACUGUCAGAGAUCUCUGUUAA